AAAAAUGUAAAACAAAAACAUUUAGUUCUUUGUUUUGCUACGACGGAGAAUUUUUUAAUCAUUUUCAAUCCUAAAUUAAACAAUUUAAAACGAAAAUUAACAAAUAAAAACUGAAGCUGCAGCACUGCCACAAGUGAAAGCAUUUGAGGAUAAUUAAAUGUUGGUGAUGAUGACAUUGGCAUAAACAAUACAAGAAAAAGAAAAAAAUAACAAGACUUCUGGAUAAGAGGAGAGUGAAAACGGAUAUGUAAAAGAGAAAUAGUGUGAGAGUGGGUUUGAAAACAAUACGAAGUUGAGAACAAGUUGUUAGGAAAAGAACCAGCAAAAAUAAAAUUUGAAGAAAUAAUUUCAUUUGUAACAUGUUACAGUGAUAGACAUUUUGCUGUCUAGAUAGAGAUUAAAUUUAGCAAGAUUAUUGCUAGAUUACAUGAAAUUUGGUCCAGCUGUUUGUUGUUGAUUUUCAACAAUAACAGCUAUUGGGCUAUUGGUGGCAGUGUUCUACUACUACUGUUGGUAACGACUCUACACAUACUGGCUCACUUACCUUGGUUCAAGACACAUCCUGAAGACCUCUAUCGUCGUAGUCGUCGACUUUAUUACUUGAGACUACAGUGCAUCGCCAAUAUUGAUCAAUUCAUAGAUUUCUACACUAAUGUUUCACGCAAAAUGGACAGUGUGUUUGAAGCAUACUUAGGUCCGGAUGGCGUUUUAGCCGGAGCAGUAGUUGGUGCUGUGGCCGGUGCCACCGGUGAACCAGAUGAUAUACCCAAAGUUAAUACUACAGUUUGGAUUUUGGGCAAAAGUUAUAAUGCCAUACAAGAGUUGGAACUAAUACGUCGCGAUGUUCAGUCACGUCUGUGGUGUACAUAUCGUCGGGGUUUUGUACCGCUAGGCGAACCUCAGUUGACUACCGACAAAGGUUGGGGCUGUAUGUUGCGUUGUGGCCAAAUGGUUUUGGCUCAAGCACUCAUCGAUUUGCAUUUGGGCCGUGAUUGGUAUUGGACAACUGAAACAAGAGAUUCAACAUAUUUGAAAAUUGUUAAUCGUUUCGAAGACUCAAGGAAAAGUUAUUUUUCCAUACAUCAAAUUGCCUUAAUGGGAGAUUCGGAGGAUAAGAAGGUGGGCCAAUGGUUUGGUCCGAAUACUGUGGCACAAGUGCUCAAAAAAUUAGUUCGUUACGAUGACUGGUGCAGUCUAACGAUCCAUGUAGCUAUGGACAAUACUAUCGUCAUAGAUGACAUUAUUUCACUAUGUUUGACAAAUCCCAAAAAUGAUGAAUCGUGGAAACCUUUGUUACUUAUACUACCCCUACGUCUAGGACUUAGUGACAUUAAUCCCAUUUAUAUACCCGCUUUAAAGAAAUGCUUUGAGCUGGUGGGAAAUUGUGGCAUGAUUGGUGGAAGACCUAAUCAGGCACUUUAUUUUCUGGGCUAUGUGGAUGAUGAAGUUUUAUUUUUGGAUCCUCAUACAACACAAAGAUCGGGAGGGGUGGGUCAGAAAACUACACAAGAUGAGAUUGAUUUCGAUGAAACAUUUCAUCAGAAAUAUGCGGGUAGAAUACAAUUUACCCAAAUGGAUCCGUCGUUGGCUGUGUGUUUCCUCUGUAAAUCUCGUAUGUCAUUUGAUAUUCUAUUGGAGAACUUAAAAAAUCAGGUGCUAACAGCCAGCACUCAACCAUUAUUUGAAAUUACUAAAACUCGUUCACCGGAAUGGGUGUCGAGCAUGACAGGUAUAAUGGCUUCUACUAAUACCACAUAUCAUUAUCCUUCUCUUGUUUUAAACGACUCCAACAACUGUCUAGACACUGUAACAGAAACAGUAACAGAUAGAGAUACAACAGAACACUGUUAUAAUUCUUAUGAAGAAGUAGCCAGUGAUUUAAAUACUUCCUAUAUUACAUACACAACAACUUCAUCAGAUGAUUUAAUAAGUUAUAGUUCGGCACGAACUAUAAGUUGUGGUGAUACAGAAGAUUUCGAAAAUGUUAAUCACUCAUCUGUGGAUGCCAAACGACGUACUUGCUGUGAUGAUAAAGAAGGUUCCGAUGAUGAUUUUGAAUUUAUAUCCUAGUUUAAAUUAAUUUUAACUUUUUUCAAAAUGGAAUUUUAACUUAAAUAAUUAUUUCUAUUAAAGUUUUAAUUUUAUUUUUUCUAUUUCUUUUAUACAUACAUGUAA
This is a messenger RNA of Lucilia cuprina (Australian sheep blowfly), 2175 nucleotides long. RefSeq names its product cysteine protease ATG4B (gene Atg4a). The transcript is spliced from 7 exons. Gene Ontology annotation, molecular function: protein-phosphatidylethanolamide deconjugating activity. The record is from RefSeq and is a predicted model, not a curated record. NCBI's taxonomy places the organism in Eukaryota, Metazoa, Arthropoda, Insecta, Diptera, Calliphoridae. The coding region runs from base 667 to 2070 and encodes 467 amino acids.